AUGCUUUUUUUGUUGGUUGUGUUCUCUGUGGCAGUGAGAAUGUCUAUGAAUGAAGAGGGUUAUGUGGUGCGGAUCAGAGGACUUCCCUGGUCGUGCACACAGGAGCAGGUGGCCAGUUUCUUUUCUGACUGUGACAUUGUUGGAGAAGUAAGUGGAGUGUGUUUCACCUACUCAAAAGAAGGCCGCCCCAGUGGUGAAGCAUUUAUUGAGCUGAAAACAGCAGAAGAUUUCAAGAACGCUCUUGCCAAGGACCGUAAAUACAUGGGGCACAGAUACAUAGAGGUGUUCAAGUCGAACCGUAGUGAGAUGGACUGGGUGCUGAAGCGUAGUGGUCCUGCUGACUACGACAGCUGCAGCGGCUGCAUGCUGAGAUUAAGAGGGCUUCCUUUUGGCUGCAGCAAGGAGGAGAUCGUCCAGUUCUUCUCAGGGUUGAGAAUCGUGCCAAAUGGGAUUACUCUGCCAGUGGACUACCAGGGGAGGAGCACAGGGGAAGCCUUCGUGCAGUUUGCCUCAAAGGAGAUAGCAGAAAAGGCUCUGGGGAAACACAAGGAAAGAAUAGGGCACAGGUACAUAGAGCUCUUUAAGAGCAGUCGGAAUGAGAUCAGAGCAUACUAUGAGCUUCCCCGAAGGGGAAUGGGGGCGCAGAGACCGGGACCCUAUGAUAGACCCAUGAUGUCAGGCCCAAGGGGAGGAUUCUUUGGACCCGGGCCUGGCCGUUGUGGACCUAUGAUGGAUAAUAUGAGGAGUGGUGGUGGUGGUUAUGGAGGAGGGUACAGUGGCUUUGACGGCUACAAUGGACUCAGCAACUACUGUUUUGGCAAUGGAAUGUUUGAUGAGCGAAUGAGAGGAGACAGGGGUGGAAGAGGAAUGGGAAACCACGUUUAUGGUGGACAGUGUGAUGGGGGUUCAGGUUUUCAUAGUGGGCAUUUUGUCCACAUGAGGGGUUUACCUUUCCGGGCCACAGAGGGAGACGUUGCUAAAUUUUUCGCUCCUUUGACUCCGAUGGGAGUGCACAUUGACGUGGCGCCUAACGGGAAGUCGACUGGAGAGGCAGACGUAGAGUUUCGUUCUCAUGAAGACGCAGUGGCAGCUAUGUCCAAAGACAAAAAUCACAUGCAGCACCGUUACAUUGAGCUGUUCUUGAACUCCACAGCCAGUGGGGCCGCUGAAAUGAGUCGUGGCGGGUGUGGUUACUAUGGUAACUCAGGAGGCGGAUGCUCACGGGGCAGCAGCAUGCGAGGUUCAUACUGA
This is a messenger RNA of Menidia menidia (Atlantic silverside), 1251 nucleotides long. The record is from the annotation of a GenBank genome assembly. NCBI's taxonomy places the organism in Eukaryota, Metazoa, Chordata, Actinopteri, Atheriniformes, Atherinopsidae.